AGAAACCAUGGCGGGAGGAGGAGGAGGAGGAAGUGACCCGCAGAAGCAACUGCUGAGCCUCAUCCGCAAUUUCGCCGCCGAGAAAUCCCAAGGAGAACGAAGAGUAGUUACUCUGAGAAAGCAGAUCGAGACGCUGAUCUCCGAUCUCACCGCGGCGAAUUCGGAGCUUGAAAAUGUCAAGCGUUGCAAAGAGCUUGUUGAGCAGGACCUUAGAGGCUUUGAACUUCAACUCUUCUUGAGUGAAUCUUCCGCUCAAACCCUAGAGGCGAGGGUAUCUCAUAUGGAAGAUGUGGUCUCUGCUGUUGGAUCUGAUUUGGAAACUCUCCAGAAUGAAGGCGCGGCUUUACGGGAGCAAUUCAUCCACCACAUGUUUGAUGUAAAUGCCAAGAUAAGGAAAUUUCAAGAGAGCAUCAUUACCGGCAUCAUUGAUGCCGUAGAAUGGGCAGCUCCUAGAGAUGCACCACAAGUCAUUAUGAAAGAAAAUGAUGCUGAUGAUACUUUAAGGACUCUUGAAAGCAAGCUAUUAGAGAUAAUAUCUCAAAUAACUAAAGAGGAUGAGGAAUACCAAGCCCAACAGAAAAUUUAUCAGAACGUCCAGCGUGAAUUGAUUGAUUGUGAAAGAAAGGUGCCUUUGAUGAACAUGAUUGUUGCAGAAACAAAAGAAUUGCAGGAUCUAGCCUUAUAUCCUUAUAAAUAUUCCAAUUGAUGCAAAUGUUUUUACAGUCUCUUGCCUGGGAAGUUAUGGAACCUAGAAUCUAAUAAUAUUUUUUAUCAGAGAAAGUAGAAUCCUGAUCGCAUUUAUAUUGAGGAAAUGCAGCAUAGACAGGUUAGAAGUCAUAAAACACUCCUUUGAAGAUGUAUAUGAAUAAGCCAUUUUAAUGGGUAUAGUUCAGUAUCAUAUAAGAUCUAUUUUAUUGAUUAGUACGCUUCUUAUCAGCUACUACUGUUUUGGCAUGUUGUUUACUGAGUUGCAUACCAAGAAAUUAGAGAAUUUUGGUCAAAACAUGAAUAUAACUUGCCAAAAUAGUUGUUCACUAUCUAGGUUCUUUAAAUUCUGCGAAAAUAAUGGAAACAAAAACAAGAAAGAGGGGAUGAAAAUGAAUUUGCAAAUUUUAUCCUUCCCCUGAUAUCCCUCUUGAAUUUGUUUUAGUACAAGUUACCGGAGUUCUUGUGAUUCUAGUAUUAUUAAUGUGGAUAAAAACUUCAAUUGAUUUGCAUCAUCAGAGCAGCUGAGUUAUGUCCUUAACUAGAAACAAGCAGUCUUCUGAAUUAGAAGCAACAUGUGGUUCACUUGGUGAAGAACUUCAGAAGAGAUGCAUGUGUCCUAGAUGUCAUCUGGACAAUUUGGAGGCUAUCAGUGAACUUCUGGCAAAUGAGGAGAAAUGAUGAUGUCUCGUAAGUAGUUUUCUUCACGACCAAACAUUAAAUGCUGUGGUAUGAUGGCACUGUACUACUGAACUCUGUUCAUAUUGUAUGGUUUCAAUUUGAACAAACCUCCCUAUAGCUUACACAAUUAAAGACCUGUUUUGUAUAGAUACAGAAAAUGGAGGAUAUUGAGAAUGCAUUGUGCUGAUUGUUCUUUCUGAUAUUUGCUUCACAGUAGAUUGCAUUAGCUAUUGGCCAAUAAUAUGUCUAAAAUUUACAGUUAUUGUAAACUUUUCUGUUUA
This is a messenger RNA of Lotus japonicus, 1667 nucleotides long. RefSeq lists its product as uncharacterized. The coding region runs from base 8 to 706 and encodes 232 amino acids. The transcript has 8 exons. Lineage: Eukaryota; Viridiplantae; Streptophyta; Magnoliopsida; Fabales; Fabaceae. The record is from RefSeq and is a predicted model, not a curated record.